UAUUAUUGUAUCAAAGAAUGUAAUGUAGGUAGGCCGUGAAUGGCCUCACACACCACUACAGUAGGUGGCGGUGUAUGCACCUUAAAGUUGGAUGCAAUCCGACAACCAAAUCGAAAGGAAGAAGAAUUAAAGCAGGAAGUGAAUAGCUAGAACGUUGGUUUAUUUUCCUCGUUGACAUGUGGCUCUAUAGACCCUAAAAAUUACAGAUGGAGUUGAAUACGUUUCUUACUCAGCGAUUAACAGCGGCUGCUGUGGAGAUAUCGGCUGUCUUUGAGAAAAAGAUAGUCGAGUACCAGGUAGAAAUCUUCGUUCGAAGGAGGAGAACAAACGUCUACAGAGGCUGUUGGAUUUGGUUUUCCACCCGGAAAUCAAGUUACAUCGAGCAGACUCCCAGCAGCUCUCUCUUCCUGUCUCUGAAGAGGAGGUUCCCCCUGAGCAGCAGCACUGUGAGCAGGAGAGUAGCUCCAGUCAGAGGCAGGAGGACCCAGAGUCCACACAGAUUAAAGAGGAACAGGAGGAACUCAGGACCACUCAGAAGGAAGAGCAGCCUCAAGGUCUGGAACCUGAUACCAAAGACCUCUUGAUUCCUGCCUGUGUGAAAAGUGACUAUGAACAGAAACCACCUCUGCGUUCACAUCUUGACCAAACCUUGGAGAACAGAGAGAGGGACUCUCUACCCACCAACACAACUGAACAGAUCAAAACAGAACCUGAUGGAGAGGACUACAGAGGAUCAGAACCAACCAGGGACUCUCAGCUCCUCUCUGAAGCCCAGGUAGAAAACAUAGACAAACGUGUUGAUGGGAUGGAGAGACACAUUCCUCCUCCCUUCUCUCCAGACUCCCAGCAGCCCUCUCUCUCUGUCUCUAAAGAGGAGGUUCCCCCAGAGCAGCAGGAGAGAAUCCCCAGGCUGGGUCUGGAGGACCCAGAGCCCACAAAACAAGAGGUACUCUGGACGAAUCAGGAGGAACAGCAGCUGGAAUCUGACAGCAGAGUAUCAGAACCAACCAGUGACUCUCAGCUCCUCUCUGCAGUAAAUCCAGAAUGGUCUGCAGCUCAGAGUGAAAACGGUGAAGUUCAUCAGAGUCCCAGCACCUCUUCAGAACAAGUUUCUAGUAACGUGGAAUCAAAUGAAGCAUCUCAUUUCUCUACCUGGAGUGAGGAAAACAUCUCGGCUACAGACAGCAACUCUUCAGACAGGAGCUCCUGCACUAAAGAAGACUCUGAGGCACGUAAACCAGCCAAGAGAACAUGCCAUUCUAGUGGUGUGGUGAAUGAACCAUCUGAUCUGUCUAACUUAUGUGAUGAAAACAACCCGGGGACUGAGAUCAGCCUUCAGAGGCAACAAAGACUAGAACAUCCAAACAGAUCUCUGGGGCUCAUAAUCCAGCUAAGAGGAUCUGUCGGAGGGUGCCUGAUAUGUCAGAGGGUGCAGUAGCAGGACGUGGGAGUGGAGAGCUGGCCUCCUGUUCCCGUCCAAAGUGCCAGGAUCCACUCCAGAUUACACCCACUGCUUGCACUGUCAAGGUCUGUACAUUCAAAAGUCACUAUGGAAACAUGUCAGAUACUGCCCUCUGAACCCCAAAGCAGAAGAACCAAAACCUGGACAAAAUAUGAGGAUUCAGUCAGCAAUGGUGUUAAGUUGUGUCCUCAACCCGACUACGUCAGCACAGGUCUUUGGAAGAUAGUUUGUGGUAUGAACUCCGGCCAAGUUUCAUUUGUGGUUAGAAAUGACAAAUGUAUCCUCCUCAUGGGAGAAGAGAUGUACAACAAACUACCGCCAGAUGACAGAAGACAUAAAUACAUCCAACAAAGAAUGAGAGAGGUGGCAGACUCCUCAUCACGGCCAGGACGUGUAACACCUCUGAUGUGCUUUGAGGACUGGUCAUACCUAGUAAUUUACCUCACGUCAUCACGGCAGUGAGAGCUGUUGCUGGCUACAACGAGGAGAACAAAACGUACGCCUGUCCGACGCUGGCUGUUCAAAUGGGAUACAACUUAAUGAACAUUGGCAGCGCUGUGGAAUCCUCUGCACUGACGUCAGGACCAACAAAAGUCGCGGAGUCUGCUGGCAAAUUCAAAAGUUUCAAGUGGAAUGAGGUUG
Messenger RNA from Salvelinus sp. IW2-2015, 2104 nucleotides. RefSeq names its product pinin. Lineage: Eukaryota; Metazoa; Chordata; Actinopteri; Salmoniformes; Salmonidae. The record is from RefSeq and is a predicted model, not a curated record.